Molecule: messenger RNA, 2300 nt
Organism: Rattus rattus (black rat)
Lineage: Eukaryota; Metazoa; Chordata; Mammalia; Rodentia; Muridae
Product: structural maintenance of chromosomes protein 1A-like
Exons: 6
Coding region: 1373-2113 (246 amino acids)
Biological process (GO): sister chromatid cohesion
Cellular component (GO): cohesin complex; nucleus
Molecular function (GO): DNA binding; ATP hydrolysis activity; ATP binding
Source: RefSeq, a predicted model, not a curated record
UUUGAUAGAACUCAGUGUUGAGUUCACCUGGUUCUGGGCUUUUCUCUGUGGACUUUUAGUUACUGUGCUAGUCUCAUUGUUCUCUAUGGAUCAUGCGCAUUUAUAAAUGAACCAUUUCAUUUAGAUUUUAUAGUGUAUUAGAAUAUAAGUCUUAGUAGCAACAUGGCUCGGGAGUUAAGAGCACUUACUGUACUUGCAGUAGACCCAGGAUCAGUUGCUAACACCCACAUGAUGGCUCACAGCUCUCUGUAAUCUUUGGUUAAGACAGUUACUGCUGUCAUCUAGCCUCCAGGGGUACCAGGGGUCUUCUUUGUUUCUAAAAGAGUUUUCUAAAAUGUAAAUAUAUCCAUGUCCUUCUUGCUCUUUAAAUCACAUUGGUCUCUGUUGAGAUAAAAAUUUAUGUUUGUAAGGCUUUUUAUAAUCCAUCUUUUGCUUGCUUAUCUAGUUACUUCUCUUUGUGCUCCCCCAGCAUAUUUCUGUGAAUUCAUGAACAUGAUGCACAUAAAUUGUUAGUAGUGCCAUAUUGACUUUAAACAAGGUUUUUUUGCCUUGUAAAGCUGAUUACUCCUGAAUUGCUUCUAAUUGGGUGACUAACUUAUGAGGGACCUCCACCCCAGCUUUUGCCUGUGAUGUUAUCAUUCAUACAUAAAACUACAUCUACUGUUUCCUUUUCUACUGUUCAUCCUAUAGGCUUUAACUUCCACACACGCCCACAAGUUUUCCCUCACCACAGGUUCUGAGUCAGGUUCCCUUCUCAUGUGCUGAUUCAGCAUUGCUUGCCACUGUCUUCACACUCAUCUUGCUCUAUACUGAUUAUUUACUUAGCUGUGUUUCUGUGUUAGCUCCUUCAAUUCUGUGAAUACAGGAAGUGUGCUUGGUAGAUAUUAAGUUAAGUAGUUAUUACUAAGAGUAGCAGUGAGACACAAGUUCAAACAUGCAUUUACAGUAGCUAUAAGGGGCCCCAAACCAAAACUGAGUGGAAUUUGCUCAAGUACAAUGAUUUAAAAGCAAAUCAUGUGUUGCCUUAGUUAUCCGUGGAUCUGUAAGUGGAGGCCAGAGCAAUCUGUGUGAGUCUUUAGGUCACCGUGGUGUGGUGCUGGUUCAAAGCUUGGGCUAAAAGCCAGAGAGGGCCACUAGCAGCCGUUCCUCCAAAGACAAAUAGGUUGGCACGAUCUAGAGGAAGAACUAUAGGUGACAAAGCCACAUUCACCUAGAAUUUCCAGUGACAGUUGGAACAGUCAAAUCAAGCUAGACUGUGUGAAAGAUGACAAACUGGAGAAGAACUUGCCUUCUGCAGGAGCAGAUCCCCAAGCACCAUUCAUCUCUCAGGUAGUCUGGACUCGGGGUCAGGUGCUCCUUACUAUUGCUGGGUAUGGGGUUACAGGAUGCACAGGCGGAAGAAGAAAUCAAGCAAGAGAUGAACACACUCCAGCAAAAGCUGAAUGAGCAGCAGAGUGUGCUUCAGAGGAUUGCUGCCCCUAACAUGAAGGCCAUGGAAAAGCUGGAAAGUGUCCGAGACAAGUUCCAGGAGACCUCAGAUGAAUUUGAGGCGGCACGAAAGCGAGCAAAGAAAGCCAAGCAGGCAUUUGAACAGAUAAAGAAGGAGCGCUUUGACCGAUUCAAUGCUUGUUUUGAGUCUGUGGCUACCAAUAUUGAUGAGAUCUACAAGGCUCUGUCCCGUAACAGCAGUGCCCAGGCAUUCUUGGGCCCCGAGAAUCCUGAAGAGCCCUAUUUGGAUGGUAUCAACUACAACUGUGUAGCUCCUGGCAAACGUUUCCGGCCUAUGGACAAUUUGUCAGGCGGGGAGAAGACAGUUGCCGCACUGGCCUUGCUUUUUGCCAUUCACAGCUACAAGCCAGCCCCCUUCUUUGUCCUGGAUGAGAUUGAUGCUGCCUUGGAUAACACCAACAUUGGCAAGGUGGCAAAUUACAUCAAGGAGCAGUCAACUUGCAACUUCCAGGCCAUUGUUAUCUCUCUCAAGGAGGAAUUCUACACCAAGGCUGAGAGCCUCAUUGGAGUCUAUCCUGAGCAAGGAGACUGUGUGAUCAGCAAAGUCCUGACCUUCGACCUCACCAAGUAUCCAGAUGCCAACCCCAACCCCAAUGAACAAUAGCAGGAAUUCUGUCUUCUUGUCUGGAUCCCUGAACUGCCCUUCUGUCCAUCUUCUCUCCUGGAUCUCAUCACCCACUAUCAUGGAUUGCCUGGCACCAUACCCCCUUAUGUUUGUGUGCAUGUGUGAUUGAUUGUGUGCAUGUUAAUUUGUUUGCAAAAAUAAAAUACUGGAGACUGGUUUUAAAGGA